Aphidius gifuensis is the source of this 2440-nucleotide messenger RNA. RefSeq names its product CD2 antigen cytoplasmic tail-binding protein 2 homolog (gene holn1). Bases 277 to 1287 code for a protein of 336 amino acids. NCBI's taxonomy places the organism in Eukaryota, Metazoa, Arthropoda, Insecta, Hymenoptera, Braconidae. Gene Ontology annotation, cellular component: U5 snRNP. Gene Ontology annotation, molecular function: protein binding. The record is from RefSeq and is a predicted model, not a curated record. The transcript is spliced from 5 exons.
AUAUUGUUAAAAAAUUGUUUGCACUUUGCAACUUAAUAUUAUAAAUAAAUAAAUAUUAUAAAUAAUGUUGUUCAAUCUUCAUAAUAAUAACAUAAUAGUCAACAACAUGAUGUUGUGUUGACUGUUUAUUUAUCAAAAACGUUAUAAUAAUUAUUAAAAAAUACUAUAGGUACCUAUACAUUGUAAAAUAUCAAAAUUAAGUGAAAAUUAUUAAUGUGAGGUUAUGUUAUAAAGUUAUUUAUUGAAAUUUUUUUAAUAAACAAUAUAAUAUUAAAAAUGUCGAAACGUAAAUAUGAUGAUGUAUUGACUGACGAGAAAAAUUGGUCGGAAGUAACAAAGCCAGAUGCAUUCAAGCAUUCACUUGAUUCCGAUGAAGAUGAUGAUGAAGCUGUUAAUGAAAAUUACAAUAUUUUGGAUGAACAAGAAAUUGAAGGAGCUGAAGAUGGCCCAAUGGCAUCAGAAGCAAAUGUUGGAUUUACUGCUUUUAACAUGAAAGAAGAAAUGGAAGAAGGACAUUUUGAUAAAGACGGUCAUUACUUAUUUAAAAAAGAUAAAGAAGUCAGGGAUAAUUGGCUGGAUGACAUUGACUGGGUCAAGAUUAAGCCCAGAAGUGAUGCUGAAACAAAAAAUGAAAAUGAAAAAGGACUGGCUGAUAGUGAUAGUGAUGAUGAUGUUGAUGAAAAUAUCACGUUUGAUCCAUCAACAUUGUACAAAGAGAUUUUGGAUUUUUUAAAACCUGGUGAAACUGUUACAAAAGCUCUUUGUCGACUUGGUAAAGGAAAAAAAAAAAUAUCAUCAGCUGAAAGAUGGAAAAGAAAAAAAGCUGGUCUAAGUGAAAUUGAUGAAAAUUCAGAGAAAAUAAUUAAAUUAACUGAGCUUGCUAAUGAGCUAUUAUCAAGAACUGGAAAUAUGGAUAUUUAUCAAGACAGUUAUGAAUCAAUAAAGCAUAAAGUUGAUCAAGCAAACAAACAAGAUUUAAAUAACACUGAAUUAGACAUGUAUGCUGAUGACUUUGAUAGUAAAGAACAAGGUAAGCUUGAUGAACCAUCAACAUCAAAUCAAACUGACGAUGACAAUAUUAAAAAAAAUCUACUUGAACAACCGACAAGUUGGGAAUUAAAAUGGUCCCAAAAUGAUGAUGCUGAAGUAAAUGGUCCUCAUACCACUGAGCAAAUGUUUGCUUGGGCUAAUGAAGGAUACUUUAAAGACAAGGGUUGGGUACGUCGUACUGGACAAAAUGGACAGUUUUAUACAGCAUCAAGAGUUGAUUUUGAAAUUUACAUGUGAUUAUUUAAUAAUAAAAUAAAUAUAAAUACAACAACAAAAACAAUAACAAUAACAACAACAACAACAACAACAACUACAAUUGACUUUUUAUUUUAUUAUAAUUUUAUUAUUUAUCAUUUUAUGUUUCAUUAUUUCAUAUUAUUAUUUUUUUUCAUAUUCAAGUUAUCCCAUUGUAAUCUUCGACGUCGAAAUUUAACUGUUUUUUCAUCACUACAAUUUGAAUGGGAUUUUGUACAAUCAUUGAUAGCAGUACUUGAAAAAGAUAUAAAAAUAUAAUUAACAAUUAUUCAUGAAUCAUCGUGGGUGAGUGUUUUUAAAUAUAUUUUUUAAAAUUACCUUAAAUUUGUUGAUGAUAUUGUUAGUUUUUUUAAUUGACAUAAAAAACGUUUUUGGCAAUUUUCAUUUGACAUAUUAAUUAAAGAAUAUAUUAUGUUCUCAAUGUUAUUUAUAAAAUGAGGUUCUUGAUAAAAUAAAGUGGGUGAAUAAUUAUUCUUGUCAGAUCGAGAGUAAUAGCUCGGGGCAGAAGACCAUUCAUUACCAUAUUCUUCGUGUUUAACAUGAUCAUGUUGAAAUGGAUAAUGUCCUGAAAUAUUUAAAAUAUAUUUUUUUUUAAUUAUAUUAUUUAUUUAUCUAAAGCAAUUUCAUUCACAAAAAUAAUUUGAAAAUUAUUUUAAUUAUUUUUUAAAAAUAGUUUCAAUUAUUUUUUAACGAUAGGUCAAUUAUUGCUUUUUGCAAAAUUAAAUUUAAAUUCAUACCGUGUUCAAAUAUUGGUCCUUCAAUAAUUGGAUAAUUAUUAUCUUUAUAAAGAUAAUUUGAAUAUUUAUAAAUACCAAAAAAUUUAAGUGCCAAAAAUCCAACUCCAAUUAUUGUCAUAACAACCAAUAUAAUUUUUAUUUUAAAUAUCACAAAUGCAGCAAUGCUUUGUACACCUCCAAGCACUAAAAAUAAUAAUCCAUUGAUAUAACUAAUUAAAUUUCAUACAGAUUAAAAAAAUAUAUACUUUAAUAUAAAUAUUUUUUUUUUAAUAUAUUUUUUUUAUUAAAACAAAAAAGUUUGUUUAAUUACACCCAAGACCAUGAAGAGGAUUGAAAUAAACACUGCUAAAUCCGCCUUUUCUCACUGAAAGUUUAAAAAUAAAAGAAAAAAAAAAAAA